AUGAUUAUCUACCGGGACCUCAUCAGUCAUGAUGAGAUGAUGUUCUCCUACAUUUGCAGGAUCCAGGAGAUAGCGGACGAGCUGUGCCUGGAGGUGGAGGGGAAGAUGGUGAGCAGGACAGAGGGUAACAUUGAUGACUCGCUUACUGGUGGAAAUGCCUCCGCUGAAGGCCCCGAGGGCGAAGGUACUGAAUGCACAGCAAUCACCGGUGUUGAUAUUGUCAUGAACCAUCACUUGCAGGAAAUCAGCUUCACAAAAGAAGCCUACAAGAAGUAUGUCAAAGAUUACAUGAAAUCAAUCAAAGAUAAACUUGAAGAACAGAGACCAGAAAGAGUAAAACCUUUUAUGACAAGGGCUGCAGAAUAUAUAAAAAUGUUAACAAAUUUGGCAAUUACUUUGGAUCUGUCAUCAACUGCCAUCAUAACUGGCUGCUGCUUAUCGUCCACAACACCAGGACACACCACUAUACAAAUGGGACUGAUGAACUCUUCAUUUAUUUUGAGCAUGAUUUAUUUGGAGUGGAGGCAUUGUUUUUAA
Cynocephalus volans (Philippine flying lemur) is the source of this 537-nucleotide messenger RNA. RefSeq names its product translationally-controlled tumor protein-like. Gene Ontology annotation, cellular component: cytoplasm. Gene Ontology annotation, molecular function: calcium ion binding. The coding region runs from base 1 to 537 and encodes 178 amino acids. NCBI's taxonomy places the organism in Eukaryota, Metazoa, Chordata, Mammalia, Dermoptera, Cynocephalidae. The transcript has a single exon. The record is from RefSeq and is a predicted model, not a curated record.